AUGCCCAAGAUCUACGAGAAUGAGAUCGUGUACAACGUCGACACGCUGAGCCGCACGAUGGAUACGGAGACGGGCGUAAUCCGCACAGAGCGGAUAAUUGGGGUGCAGCAGGGUGCACCGAAGUGGAUCACCAAGCUCUUCAACCUCCCCGAGACGGCUUAUGUCCGCGAGGUCGUCUUCUCCGACCCCGAGGGUGCCGACGGGCCUAGCGCAACGUGUAUGUCGAUGAACUUGAACUUGGCGCAAUAUGUGUCCUGCCUCGAGUACAUCACGUACACGCCAUACCCCUCUGGACAGGGAGCGGAGGCGCCGGCGACACUGUUCCGACAGCGUGCGCUCAUGCUGUCGCAGUUCCCGACAGCCAUGAUCGCGCGCAGGAUAGAGAGGGCGAGCGUUGAGCGGUUCUCCAGCAACGCUGGCAUCGGCAGGAAAGGCUUCGAUUGGGUCCUGGAGACGGGAUGGAAGCGUAAGCUCGUCUGCACUUUUCGUAACUGA
This is a messenger RNA of Trichosporon asahii var. asahii CBS 2479, 495 nucleotides long. RefSeq lists its product as uncharacterized. Gene Ontology annotation, biological process: phospholipid transport. NCBI's taxonomy places the organism in Eukaryota, Fungi, Basidiomycota, Tremellomycetes, Trichosporonales, Trichosporonaceae. Gene Ontology annotation, molecular function: phosphatidic acid transfer activity. The transcript has 4 exons. Gene Ontology annotation, cellular component: mitochondrial intermembrane space. The coding region runs from base 1 to 495 and encodes 164 amino acids. The record is from RefSeq and is a predicted model, not a curated record.